Messenger RNA from Phaedon cochleariae (mustard beetle), 672 nucleotides. NCBI's taxonomy places the organism in Eukaryota, Metazoa, Arthropoda, Insecta, Coleoptera, Chrysomelidae. The record is from the annotation of a GenBank genome assembly.
AUGCUCGAAUUGAUGAAACCAGUUUUGGAUCCUCAGAAUACUUGCAUUGUUUCAAAAACAGUCUUCGAAAAGACGCCAAUACGCGCUAUAUUUGGCGGUCAGUUGAGAUCGAAAAUCAUGCGAGCUGUAGAUGUUUCCACGGUGAAUAUUCAACUCUUCCUGACUAUGCAACUGAAUGUAGACAGAGUGAAGAUGAUCAGAGAGACUCUGGAGACACUUGUUAAUAAGGAGCAUCUGGAAGGAUUGACUUCUCCUAACAUGAAUGAAGUGGUUCAGGCGUGGCAGCAAUUGAUCUUGGAUGUGCUGCCAGUCAUUCUCAUUCUGCAUCUGAAAUUUCUCGAUUUCAAGCCAGACGGUUGUACGAAGAUCAUCAAUGCGUUGGAAUUCCCUGUCAACCUAGAAAUCGAAUCGAGGUUAUCUUCGAAGUCACAAACGCCCGAAGGAAGAAAUUAUAAGUUGUUUGCCGUGGUCUACCACGUCGGUGAUAAGGCAACUAGGGGCCACUAUUUUACCGAUGCCUUCCAAAUGGAACAUGCCUGUUGGUUGCGCUUCGAUGACGCCACCGUUAGGACAAUCACCGAACAGCAAGUGUUGCAGCCGCAGGACACACAAGUGCCUUAUUUACUCUUCUACAGACGGGGGAUACUAUCGGGUGGAAUAUUUGACGUCUAG